Messenger RNA from Punica granatum (pomegranate), 2264 nucleotides. NCBI's taxonomy places the organism in Eukaryota, Viridiplantae, Streptophyta, Magnoliopsida, Myrtales, Lythraceae. The record is from RefSeq and is a predicted model, not a curated record.
UCAUCAUCGCCAUCCGUUGGAUCGCCAGCGGAGAGUGAAUAUAGAUGAAGAGGCUGAGGUGUAGAGGAUGACCGGUAAGGGGAUCAGUUGGUCCGACUCCCAGCCGCUGCUCCGCCACCAGCUCAUCUCUCCGACCUACAGCUCCGGCUCUCCCACCUCCCUCGUAUCCAUCGAGAUGUCCGCCAUGGCCACUGCCGCUCCUCACCGUUCUGUCUUCCUCGGCGUCGACGUCGGCACCGGCAGCGCUCGCGCAGGUCUCUUCGAUGAGAACGGGAAGCUCCUAGGUUCUUCUAGCAGUCCAAUACAGAUAUGGAAAGAGCGCGACUGCGUGGAGCAAUCAUCAACAGAUAUCUGGCAUGCAGUAUGUGCAGCUGUAAGGACUGCAUGUAAUCUGGCAAAUGUUGAGGGGAAAGAAGUCAGUGGUAUUGGGUUUGCAGCUACAUGUUCUCUUGUUGCUGUGGAUGCCGAUGGCUCUCCAGUCACAGUUUCCUGGAGUGGUGAUUCAAGAAGAAAUGUCAUAGUCUGGAUGGACCAUAGAGCUGUAAAGCAAGCCGAGAAGAUAAAUUCUAGCAACUCACCAGUGUUACAGUACUGUGGUGGAGCUGUUUCACCUGAGAUGGAGCCACCAAAGCUUUUGUGGGUGAAAGAGAAUUUGCAAGAAUCCUGGUCAAUGGUGUUCCGAUGGAUGGAUUUGAGCGAUUGGUUUCUUACAGCAACAGGAGAUGAUACACGGAGCCUUUGCACCACGGUCUGUAAGUGGACUUACCUUGGUCAUGCACAUAUGCAACGAGUCCAUGAGAAAGAGUCAAGAGAUAUGGAAGCCUGUGGUUGGGAUGAUGAAUUCUGGGAAGAAAUUGGCUUGGUUGAUCUUGUAGAUGGACAUCAUGCUAAAAUCGGAAGAAGUGUUGCUUUUCCUGGACAUCCUUUGGGAUCUGGUUUAACUCCAACUGCUGCAAAGGAACUAGGCCUGGUGGCAGGGACUCCUGUAGGAACUUCAUUGAUUGAUGCUCAUGCCGGAGGUAUUGGGGUUAUAGAAAGUGUUCCAAAGUCAGAUACCGAGGCUAAAGAGCAUGACAAGGACGCUAUUUGCCGCCGAAUGGUGCUAGUCUGCGGUACUUCUACUUGCCAUAUGGCUGUAUCCCAGAGCAAGCUGUUCAUUCCUGGCGUUUGGGGACCUUUUUGGUCAGCGAUGGUCCCAGAAUACUGGCUCACAGAGGGUGGGCAGAGUGCUACCGGUGCACUACUAGACUAUGUAAUCGAAAAUCAUGUUGCUUCUUCUAUCCUUGCAAAUCGUGCUGCUUCACAGAAAAUUUCAUUGUUUGAACUACUGAACAAGAUGUUAGAAGCAAUGGUUCAAGACCACAAUUCCCCAUUUCUCGCUGCUUUGACUCAAGAUAUACAUGUCCUACCCGACUUUCAUGGAAACAGGUCUCCACUUGCUGAUCCAAAAGCAAAGGGAGUAAUUUUUGGGUUGUCUCUCGACUCCAGUGAGAAACAGUUAGCUCUUUUAUACCUCGCUACUGUUCAGGGUAUUGCUUAUGGUACACGCCACAUUGUGGAACAUUGCAAUGCCCACGGUCAUAAGAUUGACACGCUCCUUGCAUGUGGAGGACUUGCUAAGAAUUCAUUGUUUCUUCAACAGCAUGCAGAUAUCAUCGGUUGCCCCAUUAUUCUUCCAAGAGAAAGUGAAUCUGUCCUUUUAGGUGCUGCUAUUCUCGGGGCAGUUGCAGCGAAAAAGUAUCCUAGUUUGAAUGAGGCCAUGAAGGCACUGAGUGCACCAGGACAGGUUAUACAUCCAUCGAAAGACCCAAAGGUGAAGAAGUACCACGAUGCCAAGUACCGGAUCUUCCGGGAGCUCUACGAGCAGCAGCUUUCCCAGCGCUCAGCUAUGGCCAAAGCUUUGGCUUAGUACAAGCCCCAGUCCAUUUUGAUACUUGUACAUGCUGUCUACUCUCCAGCUCAUUUGACAGGAUUCUAGCGAAUGUACCUCAUUCUGUCUCGGACUCUCGGUUUUCCCCCUGUUAGAUCUUGUCGGAAUGCGUAAAAAGUGAAGUACAUUACAGAUACUCGCAUUGAUACUGCCAAUUUGUAAAUGACAUCAUUGGUAAGGAUGAGCUGAGAUAUAAGCUUGGGAAACACCAUCUGAACUGCAAGAAUGUGCAUCUCAAUGCGAAUUCUUGUACGAGAUUAUGUACCUGAAAAUCCAUUUCGGAGCGGAUUGUCGGAACUAGAAGUUCUAGAUGGUAGAAUUCCUUUUUAAUUUU